Messenger RNA from Cariama cristata (Red-legged seriema), 1005 nucleotides. It is a transcript of the gene SAXO5, whose product is annotated as chromosome unknown open reading frame, human C19orf45. The annotation marks the transcript as partial. NCBI's taxonomy places the organism in Eukaryota, Metazoa, Chordata, Aves, Cariamiformes, Cariamidae. The record is from RefSeq and is a predicted model, not a curated record. The transcript has 8 exons.
AGACAGAAAAUAAGGCUCCCUCCAUCCGUCUAUGCUUUUUCGUACCCAGCACAUGAGAUCCAGCACGCUGCCAGGCCAUGGCACUGGCACAGAGGAUGUGUUCCCACUGUCAAAGGGGAUGGACAGUCCUACUACCACACUUCUUAUCAAGCACAGUUCAAGGGUGAAUGGAGUCCACCUGCAAAGCCAAAUGAAAAGCACAAGUCUGCUGUUAAAUUUGGGGAUCCCAGAAGCAGUGGAUCUGUGAGCGAGCAGAAGCAUGCCCACCGUGCCCCAGACAAGAGGACACGCAGAGUCUAUGGCAAGGAACAUGCUGCCUCCCAGAUCCACCGCACGAACCUGCAGCUGGGGGAUGGUUGCACCAGAUUCUCCACCUUGAUGUCAGAGCUCUUCCCAGUACACAGUAUAGAGCCUGUGACUAUCGCUUGUCCAAACAAAUACGCCUCAUCCAUCCCCAGAGGUGAUGAAGGCCCUGAGAGAAAUCAAGCGUUGGCAAGAACUACUACUAUGCAGCUCUCCUACCCAGAGACUGACAGGUGGAACUUCGCACCGAAGCCUGACUUGCUACUUCAGAAACAUCGAAGCAACAUCUGCUUGGGAGAUGUGUGUUCAGGCUCCCGUUUCUUCAGCACAACGCAGCACUCAGACUAUCAGCCGCCCUGCCAGAGCCAGAGGGUGAUGGCAGACAGCAAGAGCCACCGUGAGAGCCACAUCCCCUUCAACGACCACAAUGAAAGUUCUGUCACAACCACGCAGGCCAUGCUGGUCCCACGCAGACAGCAGAACCAGCGACUCCCCGAAGACAUGCUACAGCAGCUCAAAUGCUCACACCUGGGGCUACCCUGGAGGGCACCGGACCUCUUCAGGACUGAGCAGAAAGAUGAGUUCACGUCCAAAUCCAGAGGCCCAGCAGAAAUCCAAAAGGCAAACUCCCAAGUGAACUGCAUCCCCCUGGGGACCCUGAGAAGAUACGGUCCCCAGAGGAAGGUGCUCUUUGCACAGUGA